Messenger RNA from Carcharodon carcharias (great white shark), 1039 nucleotides. RefSeq names its product mitochondrial ribosomal protein S2 (gene mrps2). Gene Ontology annotation, cellular component: ribosome; mitochondrial small ribosomal subunit. Gene Ontology annotation, biological process: translation. Gene Ontology annotation, molecular function: structural constituent of ribosome. The record is from RefSeq and is a predicted model, not a curated record. The transcript is spliced from 4 exons. Bases 70 to 948 code for a protein of 292 amino acids. NCBI's taxonomy places the organism in Eukaryota, Metazoa, Chordata, Chondrichthyes, Lamniformes, Lamnidae.
GUUUUUUCCGAUGUUGAUCGAUCCGGAUCGGAAUAUUUGGCGGACGCAUGCGCACUUUUUCUAGGCGCGAUGGCGGCUCUUCGGCGCCAUGCUGGUGAGGGCGUCCAAUUGGCGAUAUGUCGGUGGUUGACGGCUGAUGGGCGCCAUGUUGUGCUGCCACGCUUGGCCUGCAUAACUACCCGCACCAGCCUAUCUGUGCCAGUUCCAAGACACCUGCAAAAAGAUCAACUGCAUGGACAUGCUGGGGUUCCUACUCCCACAUUACUGGAGCCUCUGCAAGAGAAUAACGAGCUAUUGAGUGACCCCCUGAAACACCCAGACUUCUUCUAUGUCAGUGAACUCUUCUCUCUCAAAGACCUCUUCAAUGCCAGAGUGCACUAUGGUCACAAAAGGGGUUGUCGGAACAGACUGAUGGAGCCAUAUAUCUUUGGCUGCCGCCUGGAGCAGGACAUCAUCGACUUGGAUCAGUCAGUUCUUCACCUUCAGAAAGCACUGAACUUUACUGCCCAUUGUGCCUAUCGGAAAGGGAUCAUCCUGUUUGUGAGUCGCAUCCGUCAGUUUGCUCACCUGAUAGAGAAAACUGCACAGGAGAGUGGGGAAUACGCACACACCAGAUACUGGCAAGGAGGGCUGUUAACCAAUGCACAUGUCCAAUAUGGAACUGGUGUCCGCCUGCCUGAUCUCAUCAUCUUUCUCAGCACAAUGAACAAUAUCUUUGAGCAGCACAUUGCUGUGCGAGAUGCUGCCAAGAUGAAUAUCCCAACAGUGGGGAUAGUAGACAGUAACUGUAAUCCCAGUCUCAUCACUUACCCCAUCCCAGGAAAUGAUGAUUCCCCUUUGGCAAUUAAACUCUACUGUAAACUUUUUAAAAUGACUAUUCUCCGGGCAAAAGACAAGAGACGUCAAAUGGAUCUUCUGUAUGGAACCCAGGAAGAAUUAACCAAAUAAAGUGCUUAAUAUACAAAAGCAUUGCUGCCAUCAGGCACAGCAAUUUGUAAUUCAAUAGAUUGUCUCCAUAAUUAAAAUGUGCAUUAAACUA